Suncus etruscus (white-toothed pygmy shrew) is the source of this 821-nucleotide messenger RNA. RefSeq names its product heat shock protein HSP 90-beta-like. Lineage: Eukaryota; Metazoa; Chordata; Mammalia; Eulipotyphla; Soricidae. The annotation marks the transcript as partial. The transcript has a single exon. The record is from RefSeq and is a predicted model, not a curated record. Gene Ontology annotation, biological process: protein stabilization; cellular response to heat; protein folding. Gene Ontology annotation, molecular function: ATP binding; disordered domain specific binding; ATP-dependent protein folding chaperone. Gene Ontology annotation, cellular component: cytosol; perinuclear region of cytoplasm; plasma membrane.
AUUGAUGAAUAUUACAUGCAGCAGCUUAAGGAUGGAAAUAUCCUGGUCUCAGUUACAAAGGAAGGUUUGGAGCUGCCUGAGGAUGAAGAGGAGAAGAAGAAAAUGGAAGAGAACAAGGCCAAAUUUGAGAACCUGUGCAAACUUAUGAAGAAAAUCUUGCAUAAGAAGGUUGAGAAGGUAACAAUAUCCAAUAGGCUUGUGUCUUCGCCCUGCUGCAUUGUGACUAGCACCUAUGGCUGGACAGCCAACAUGGAGAGAAUCAUGAAAGCCUAGGCUCUUCGGGACAACUCUACAAUGGGCAACAUGAUGGCUAAAAAGCAUCUGGAGAUCAAUCCUGACCACCCCAUUGUGGAGACACUGAGACAGAAGGCAGAGGCAGACAAGAAUGACAAGGCUGUUAAGGACCUGUUGUUUGAAACUGCCCUGCUCUUCUCUGGCUUCUUACUUGAGGACCCUCAGAGCCAAUCUAACCGCAUCUACUGCAUGAUAAAGCUAGGGCUGGGCAUUGAUGAAGAUGAAAUGACAGCUGAGGAGCCCAAUGCUGCUGUUCCUGAUGAGAUAUCCCUUUUUGAGGGUGAUGAAGAUGCAUCUCGCAUGAAAGAAGUAGAUUAGAAGUUUCUACCUACAGAUAGUGCUGCCCUCUGUAUAGUGUCGCAAUCUCUUCCCCUAGCAGUCCUGAGUGGUUCUUAGCCACUGGCUCUAGAGGGUUUUUUCCCACUCCUGUCCUUUCAUAAGCCAGGAUAGGGAGAGGUCUCAAGCUUCCUCCCCUCCCAAAUUUAACAACAGGUUUGAAUGUUGUGUAUUGUGUUUUUGUUUAUUUU